Messenger RNA from Octopus bimaculoides (California two-spot octopus), 1148 nucleotides. RefSeq lists its product as uncharacterized. Lineage: Eukaryota; Metazoa; Mollusca; Cephalopoda; Octopoda; Octopodidae. Gene Ontology annotation, cellular component: nucleus. The record is from RefSeq and is a predicted model, not a curated record. Gene Ontology annotation, biological process: positive regulation of Notch signaling pathway.
UGUUAUUUUCUGCAGAGAACAGGAAGUUUGUAGCACAUGUUGAUUUGUGUGUGUCUGGAGUGAAUCCACGUGGAGAAGAAAUUUGAUCUGAAAUGAAGGUGAAGAAAUUGAAGAAGAAGAAAAAGAAGGUAGAAGAGAUAGAAGAGAUAGAAGAGAACGCAGGUGAAGCUAAAGAGGAGGUGGUCGUAUCGAAUGAAUCGAUUUUACAGCGUGUUUUGUCUUUGAAUUUGCCUCUUCCGUCUGUGUGUCGAGUUACAGUGAAUGUGAAGAAACCUGACAAAGUUGCUAAAUUGAUCGAAGAAAUCAAAAAGAUUUCUGCUAAUCUGUCGAAACUGGACAAAGAAUUGUUGUACGAGGAGAGAAUUCUGUCCAAGUUUAUUUACAAGUUCAAUAAUCCAAUGCUUCCGUUCAUACACUGGCGCUAUGUUCGCAGAAUGGCUCAGUGUUCCAAGAAACGAUCGAACAUAAAACUCAAUCGUUUGAUAAACAAAUUGAAUCUUUCUUUAGAAAGUUUCAAUUCUUUCGAGCGAGAAACCUAUAUGCCAUCGCCAAAACUUGUGGAAUAUGUCCUCAUUCGGUUGAUGGGAGCCGUGGCUCUCAAUAUAAAAGCCUACGAAUUUUGUGCUGUAUGUUUUAUCAAGUUAAAACAAUAUUUAUUUAUCGGUCAUAACAUUUAUAAAAUUGUUGCCCUCAUCGCCGUUUCCAGUCGUCUCUGGAUACUGCACCGGACGUUUUCUUUGGAAAUCUUGGAUCUUUACCCUAACGUACGGAGACUAUACAAAACCAUCAGCCCAAACUGGAAGCGUUUCCCUUCUAAACCAACUAAAUGGUUGACGAAUAAUCUAGGACUCGAUUGUUCAAACUUAAACGAUGCCACUCCGUUAUUAGAAAUGAACAUUUCUACUCCUAAUAUUGAAAUUUAUUCUCAACAACAGGACGAGGAAGAUAUUGGUGAACCGAUCAAACUUUCAACAAACAAGCAACAGAAAAAAAAAGAGAAAUACAGAAAAGAAAGACAGCCGUUGCAGCUGCAAGUAGUGGUUGACGUUAAAAGUUUACUUUCACACCGUAUAAUUUUUGUACAAUCGCUGAUCUCUUUAACGGCAUUUGCAAAUUUUAUUUUAGAUUAUAUUCUUAAGUUACAUUAA